This is a messenger RNA of Thecamonas trahens ATCC 50062, 5174 nucleotides long. RefSeq lists its product as uncharacterized. The coding region runs from base 6 to 5174 and encodes 1722 amino acids. The record is from RefSeq and is a predicted model, not a curated record. Lineage: Eukaryota; Apusomonadida; Apusomonadidae. The transcript has 3 exons.
CACACAUGGAAACGGUUGAUCCGGCAGAGCUCGACCUGUUCUGUCGCGAGUGCGACAUGCGCUUCGACUCGGCGGCCAAGCUCGCCACCCACAAGCGCAAGUUCUGCGUCGACUCGGUCUACGGUGAUCCACAGGCGCUGCAGGCCAAGCUGCGGGCCGGGGAGAAGCUCGGACCAGGCGUCUUUGACUUUGAGGCUGUCAAGGCGCAUCUCGCGCGCGACGGCAAACGCGACCCGCUCAUUGCCAAGUCGGCGGUCGGCGACGUCCGCGCCACUCUCCGCUCGUCGGCCACCGACGUCGACAAGAUGCACGCCCACCUCAUUUCGCAGCGCCAGAAGGAGCACGUCGAGGAGCUUCGCAAGCUCAAAGUCGAGCAGGCACGAAUCCGCUCCGAGCGCCAGUCCGAGGAGACCAAGUUGCUCAACAAGCUCAAGGAGCUGGAAGAGCUCAAGGUCACCGAGCUCCGCGAUCGCAUGGACCGCGAGCGCGCCCGCCGCGAGUUGGAGAACAUCGACCGCUCGCGGCUGACUCAAAUUGAGCGUGAAAAGGAGGAUGAGCUGCGUCGGCUCGAGCGCGAGCGUGCCGAGCUCGAUCGGCGCGAAGCCGCCAUCCAAGACGAGAUGGAAGCACUGCAGUCGCGCAUCGCCUCGGCCGCCGACCGCCACACCGCGAAUCGAGCGCAGAUGGACGAGAUCCUGCAGUCGCCGGUCCGCAAAUCGGCCAAGGCCACCGGCGGUGAGCUUGCUUCGCCGCGCGACAAGCUCGCUGCCGUUCGUCAGGAGCGCGCCGAGCAGCGCGGCGCAAAGUCUGCACUCGCCCAGUCGCGCCACCAAAAGCUGCUCGAGGAAAAGCAGCGCUUGCUAGCCCGCCUCGCUGAGCUCGAGGCGGCCGAUCCCGAGGCCGAUGGCCCGCCGCUCGACGCCCUCGUCGACGACCUCGCCAAGCGCCAGGCGAACGAGGCCCAGCGCCUCCGCCAGCUCCGCGCCACACAAGCCCGCCAGCUCGAGAAGGAGCGAGCGGCCACGCUCGACCUCGAUCAGUUUGAGGUUGAGAUGGCCGACAAUACCCGCGGCGGACUCGAUGCCGGCAUCUCCGAAGACGUCUACGCCACCGAGUUGACUUCGGCCCACCGCCAAGCUGACGAUGCGCUCAAAGAGAUCCUUGCUGCCGAAAAGGCCAAGGCUCGCUCGCUCGAGCAGCAAGUCCACGCCAAAGAGGAGGCCCGCCUCCAGGCCAUUCGCGAAAUGGAAGCUCGCGAGCGCCGGACAAAGGAGGAGCUCGAGCGCAAGCACCAGCGCGAGCUCGAGCGCUUGCGAGAGGAACCGCCGCCGGCGCGCUGGCUGCUGCAUCCGAGGCCAUGGCUCCACUCGGGCUCUGCCCGCCUGUCUCCGCCUGCUGCAGCACCUUCGCGGCUGCCGGACGCAAGUCCGACCUCGCCACAGCUUGCAGAACUUCUGGCCGAAAUCGAGAGUCUCAAGCGCUCGUACACGGCCUCGGGUGGCGCUCGUAGCGACUUGCUGGAGAUCAUCGAGGCUCUCGAGCGCGAAGCCCGCGGAAUGGCAAGCGCCGCAGCAACGCCAGCGGCGGCGACAGCCCCGCUCCCCGCCGCCCCAGUCCAACUGCCGCCGGUUAUGCCGGCAGCGCCGGGCUCAGCGGCGGCGUUCUUUGGCAUGCCCGCACCCGCGCCGGUCUACACCCCGGGCCUCGGACCGAUGUACCCGGGCAUGAUGGCGCUGGCGGAUCCGAUGCAAGACCUGCUCUACCGCAACGAGAUGGAGAACAUGCGACUGGCCGAGGAGAUGGAGGCGUUUCUCAACGAGAAUGACGGCGGCAGCUCUGGCUGGCGCGACGAGUUUUCCAGCAAAAUGGACCGCAUCUCGCGCCGGCUGGAGGCUGCUGCCGGCGGCGGCUCGGGCGGCGGCGGCAGCCGGUCGUCAGCUUCGGUUCUCGAGCUCCUGCGCGAGAUGGAGGCGCUCGAGGCCGGCCGAGCGGGCUCCGGUGACGACGAACUUCGUGCGCUCAAGCGAGAGCACCUGAAGGACAUGAUGAUGCUCGAGUUUGAGAAGGAGAAGACCCGCAACGUCAUUGAGCUCAAUAAGCUGCGUAUGGAGGGCGAGGCUGCGCUAUUUCCGGACUCGGGCAUGUACGCGCCGGACCCGACGCGAGUGAGGAUGGACAUGCACGCGGCCGCCGGUGGUGCAGGCCCGGCCGACAUGGGAUCGGCCGCCUACGACCCCGAGGAUGGUUUUGCGCUCUACUGGGACUUUGUCGACGGCCUGCCAGCCGAUGCACACCUUGUCCAUCUUGCUUUUGCCCUCUUUGACGGGCCCGACGCGAGGACGCCGAUCAAGUCGGUGCCCGCCGUCGAGUCGGUGCUGGAUCCGCUCGCUGCCGAGCCGGGCGCCCGCAUUGCGGUCAUCGACUCGAAGCGCCGCUUCCACCGGGUGCCUAUUCUACCGGACCUUCGCAUUAUGGUCGAGGUUCAGCGGGUCGAGGACGACGGCCAUCCCGAGGCUGGCAUCGAGCCGACCGUCUCUUCGAUUGGCUGGGCGGUAGUGCCUGUCUUUAUGGAGUCGCCGUACGACACGCACGGUCACAUCCUCAACUCAGGCUAUCUGCGUGUGCCGCUGCUUGCGCCGCCGGUCCACGUCGGCACGUCGUUUGGCGAACUCGCCUCGCUGCCCUCGGUUGCGCAUGCCGCGCUCUACAUCCGGCUCUUUGCCCCCGAGUUCAUCGAGAACCAGAACGCGCUCGAGCUCGACGCGUCGAACAUGCGCUCCAACUACACAUCGAUGGCGUGGUCGGUCGGCCCGGCCAUGACCGCCGCCGAGUAUGCACGCGCACAGGCCGAAGCCUCUGGCUCACCCAACUGGGGCGCGCCGCUGGCCCAUACCAGCGGCAGCGGUAUCGUGGUCGAUUCGGCCAUGUCGUCCCGACCGGGUGCCGCCGACCAGCCACCGCUACCGGCCGGCGCUCAACCAACGAACGCUCCCGGCACGGCCUCGGCCUCGAGGCGACAGACAUCGGGCGCUGCGUCGCGGCCAGCGUCGGGUGCCAAGCCGCCGCGCAAGUACUUGCCUUUCGGCCUCCGUCUCGUCUCGGCAACAGGCCUUUCGCUGGCGAGUGGUACGCUCCUCGCGGCUGAGGCCUCGAUAUCGCGACUUGACGAGCUGGGCAGUGUUUCACGGGCUGGCCCGCCAUCGGCGGCGACGACCGCGUCGCGCAAAACUGCAUCCUCGCAGGUUUGGCGCCUCAAGCCGAGCGAGACCUCUGGUGGGAGUCUCGCAUGGGGCGCGCGGCACGAGUUUCUGCCGCUCCGCGCCUCCGAGUCGAAGCUCCUUGUUGUGCGGAUUAUCAAGCGCGACUCGGGCGUCGAGCAGAACGUGGCGUGGGCGUACACGCCACUCUUCCAGUACAACGCCAACGACGAGCUGGUUGUAGCCGAGGGCUCGCUCACGCUUGCGCUCUUUGAACCGCCGAUGGUGGUCCCGCCCGAGCCCGGCGCUGAGCUGGGACCACUCGGCAAGCUCUAUCUCGAGGUGUACAACCCCGAGUCGGCCGACGCGGCGCUGAUGGGUGAGGACGUGGCAGGCGUGGCACGUAAGGCCUGGAUGCGGCCGGGCGACGGCUUUGACGUGUACAUUGAUGGUGCGAGGUAUCUUCCUGACAACGUGACCGUGACCCGGGCGGUGGGGCGGGUCUUCACGUCGUCGUACGACCAGCCGUGUCCCAACCUCACUGCCGCCUCGCACAUCGAGCUUGACGCAUCGGUGUACUCGCCAAAGUACUCGGCGCACGCCGCGUUCCGUGCUGCCGUCUUUGACCCGACGUCGACGUUGCUGGUCAAGGUAACCACCGUCGACCGGACAAACGGGAAUGUGGCUACCGUCGGGUACGCAGCGCUCAACUUGUUCCUAGUUGUCGACGCGGCGACACGCUUUGAUCAGCCGUUGCACUCCGAGUCCGAGUUUGUGCUCAAUGACGGUGCUUUCCAGCUCCCGCUGCACAUGGGUGGGCCAAACACUGACCUCGCGCUCUCCGGCAAGUCGCUGGCGUCGCACAAGCGCGUCCCGUGCGCCACCAUUCUUGUCCGCGUCACCAAGGCGCCACGCGGCUCGGACGGCAAGCUUCUCUCACGGGCCGAGCUCCCCGCGGACGAAUGGGAGGCGGCUGGGCUUGCCGUCCCAGCGCCGGCGUACGAGAGCGGAGCUUACGACUCGACCGGAGCAGUGCCCGAGGGAUCGGAGACUAAGCUGUACAAGGCCAAGGUGGAGAGCGACGCGACGGCGGCUACGACCAUCCGCGAAAUUCUUGUCCCGCUUGGCUACAUGGGCUCACUCUCCAAUGACGACGAAAUCCAGGUCUGGCUCGCCGAGCGGCUCAAGCCGGAGCCCAACGCGCCCGAGGUCCUCCUGGACUACGCCUUUCUUGCCCGCUACGUGCCCGAGCUCGGGUUCCGGGUUGCUGUUGAUGGCGCACUCAACCUGCCCAAGAUCCUUACCAAACGUGGCUCUGGCUGGUCUGCGGCGCUCUUCUCGCUCUCGCCGCCGGCAUCACUCUACCAUCCGACUACACCGCUUACGUCCGGCGCCGAGUUUACCACCCAGCGCGACUUUACCUCGACCAUCCGCUGUCCGCGGUGGAGCGACGGAUACAAGAACUUCCGCAAUGUCGAGUACAACCCGUACCUAGUCGUUGUCAUUGAGGUCUUUGGCGUCGGACUCAAGAAGAAAAAGCGCGGUGAGCUUGUUCCGUGCGGCUGGUCCAUCCUCCCGGUCUUUACCGCUCGCGACCAGUACGUCCAGUCGGGCGCGUAUCGCAUCCCAAUGUUCCAGGGCCGGCCCUCUGCGGGCAUUCUUGAGCGAGUCUUCCGCCAGCCGGCCUAUGACGUGCUCCAGGACGCCAUGGCCGCCAAAGAGGUAGUCCCAGUCAAGGGCGCGUCACUCCUUGUCCGCGUCGUUGACGAUCAGCGCGACGACGAGUAUCGCGAGCCGCGUAACCACGUGUUCGAGCCGUUCCUCUCGGCCGUCGGCAAGCCUCAAAAGUACGUAUCGCAGGUCAAGUCCAAGCCGCUCCGCACGCUCGUCCCCAAGGGCUCCACGCCGCUCGAGUGGGAGUCGGAAGCCAACCAGGUCUUUGCCGACGCCAUGGGAUUGACCCACUAUCGCUUUUAG